Molecule: messenger RNA, 4955 nt
Organism: Alexandromys fortis (reed vole)
Lineage: Eukaryota; Metazoa; Chordata; Mammalia; Rodentia; Cricetidae
Gene: Zdhhc17
Product: zinc finger DHHC-type palmitoyltransferase 17
Exons: 17
Coding region: 125-2023 (632 amino acids)
Biological process (GO): protein palmitoylation
Cellular component (GO): Golgi membrane
Molecular function (GO): protein binding; palmitoyltransferase activity
Source: RefSeq, a predicted model, not a curated record
GAAGAGGAGGAGGAGGAGGAGGCGGCGGCGGCGGCCGCGUCGCCCUCGUCGGGGCUCGCGCUCGCCCCCGCGCUCGCCCUGCGCCUCGGCCGAGCCCCGCGAGGCUGAAACGCUUUCUCCCGGCAUGCAGCGGGAGGAGGGAUUUAACACCAAGAUGGCGGACGGCCCGGAUGAGUACGAGACCGAAACGGGCUGCGUGCCCCUUCUCCAACCCGAGGAAGUCAAACCACAAAGCCAUUAUAACCAUGGAUAUGGUGAACCUCUUGGGCGAAAAACUCACAUUGAUGACUAUAGCACAUGGGACAUCGUCAAGGCUACACAAUAUGGAAUAUAUGAACGCUGCCGAGAAUUGGUGGAAGCAGGUUAUGAUGUACGGCAACCGGACAAAGAAAAUGUUACACUUCUUCAUUGGGCUGCCAUCAAUAACAGAAUAGAUUUAGUCAAAUACUAUAUUUCGAAAGGUGCUAUUGUGGAUCAGCUUGGAGGAGACCUGAAUUCAACUCCAUUGCACUGGGCCACAAGACAAGGCCAUUUAUCCAUGGUUGUGCAACUAAUGAAAUAUGGUGCAGACCCCUCAUUAAUUGACGGGGAAGGAUGCAGCUGUAUCCAUUUGGCUGCUCAGUUCGGACAUACCUCAAUUGUCGCUUAUCUUAUAGCAAAAGGACAGGAUGUAGAUAUGAUGGAUCAGAACGGAAUGACGCCUUUAAUGUGGGCAGCUUAUAGAACACAUAGUGUGGAUCCAACUAGAUUGCUUUUAACAUUCAAUGUUUCAGUUAACCUUGGUGACAAGUAUCACAAAAACACUGCUCUGCACUGGGCAGUUCUAGCAGGGAACACCACAGUCAUUAGUCUCCUUCUUGAAGCUGGAGGGAAUGUGGACGCCCAAAAUGUCAAGGGUGAAUCAGCACUUGAUUUGGCAAAGCAAAGAAAAAACGUGUGGAUGAUCAACCAUUUGCAAGAGGCAAGGCAAGCGAAAGGGUACGACAACCCAUCUUUCCUUAGAAAGCUGAAGGCCGAUAAGGAAUUUCGGCAGAAAGUAAUGCUAGGAACUCCAUUCCUGGUUAUUUGGCUGGUUGGGUUUAUAGCAGACCUAAAUAUUGACUCUUGGCUCAUUAAAGGGCUCAUGUAUGGUGGUGUUUGGGCUACAGUACAGUUUCUUUCCAAGUCCUUUUUUGACCAUUCGAUGCACAGUGCAUUGCCUCUUGGGAUAUAUUUGGCAACCAAAUUCUGGAUGUAUGUGACAUGGUUCUUCUGGUUUUGGAAUGAUCUCAACUUUUUAUUUAUUCACCUUCCUUUCCUCGCUAAUAGUGUUGCACUUUUCUACAAUUUUGGAAAGUCUUGGAAAUCAGACCCAGGGAUUAUUAAAGCUACAGAAGAACAAAAGAAAAAGACAAUAGUUGAACUUGCAGAGACUGGAAGUCUGGAUCUCAGUAUAUUCUGCAGUACCUGCUUGAUUCGGAAGCCAGUGAGGUCCAAACACUGUGGUGUGUGCAACCGCUGCAUAGCAAAAUUUGAUCAUCACUGUCCGUGGGUGGGUAACUGUGUAGGUGCAGGCAACCAUAGAUACUUUAUGGGGUACCUGUUCUUCUUGCUGUUCAUGAUCUGCUGGAUGAUCUAUGGUUGUAUUUCUUACUGGGGCCUUCACUGUGAGACCACAUACACCAAGGAUGGCUUUUGGACAUACAUUACUCAGAUUGCCACAUGCUCCCCUUGGAUGUUCUGGAUGUUUCUGAACAGUGUGUUUCAUUUCAUGUGGGUGGCCGUGUUACUCAUGUGUCAGAUGUACCAGAUAACAUGUUUAGGUAUUACUACAAAUGAAAGAAUGAAUGCCAGGAGAUAUAAGCACUUUAAAGUCACAACGACAUCUAUUGAAAGCCCAUUCAACCAUGGAUGUGUAAGGAAUAUUAUAGACUUCUUUGAAUUUCGAUGCUGUGGCCUCUUUCGUCCUGUUAUCGUGGACUGGACCAGGCAGUACACUAUAGAAUAUGACCAAAUAUCAGGAUCUGGGUACCAGCUUGUGUAGCAGUGUCUUUAUCCUAUGAAACAAUAUUGCUGAGUGGUGCCUGAAGAUUGUGUCUGUCCGUGUCUCUCUCUCACUCGAAUCCACAUCAUUGGAACAAAUAGCAUGCUAUAUGUAGGGCUAACAGUGAAUUUUAUGGUCUUUUUUUCAAUACUUUUACUAACGAAAGCAAACAUGGACAGAACACACUGCCACUUCUAGGAAGAAUAAAGAUCAUAAAAAUGAUUUUCAUGGUUCUUAAUGUAGGAAUUCAUAACAUACUCAACUUUUUGGUUUUGUUCUCAUAACAUUUGUCAUGAAAAAGUGAACUUACUCUGUUACUAGAGAUGGCAUACCGAGGGUACAUGUUGUUAUAACGGAAGCAAAAUUGGGUGUUAUGAGGCUAAAUUGUAUUAUGCAGUACUUAAGAGUAUUGUAUCUAUCCCAGGAGAAUUGUCAUAAAUUGAUGAUUAGUAUUAUGUACAUUUUAGAUGUACAUGUAAAUACUGUGAUGAAAAUCAUGUGGUUUUAUUAAAGAUCUACUGUACUGUGUUCUCAAAGGCACAGGGAAAUAAUGUUCACGGAAAUGUGCUCGCUGUUCCGUUACACCAGCUGUCUCACUGCUGGUCUCUUCUAGUUCAGUGAAAUAAUUUCUAGAAACCUUGCUUUGAGGUCUCACGGUCUGAUAAUAAAGCACUUGCAUGAGUAUACUAAGUCAUAAUAUUUUGUUGACAUUUACAGCCCUACUAAGUGCAUGUUACACUGCAUAGAAUGUGUACUCGCAGAUGCCGUCCAGUGAAGCAUAAAUUAGGAUUUAAUUUCAUGUGCAAACAGCCCAAUUUUUUAAAAAGUUGAGGUGGAUUUUCAACAAGUUCAAAACAAAUAAGCUAAUGCAAAAUUCAUAUUAAUUGAGAUAAGUGGAUAUGCUUCUUUUUCAAUUCUAAGCUGAAAAAUAAAUUGUAGACAAAAUAAUGGAGUCUCAGCUAAAGAUGGAGCAUGAUCUCUGUACAUAGCACAUGUGAAUUAGUGAGAAGCUAACGGGACAUUCUUUUCUUUAAUGACCGAUCAGAGAGUAGAAUUUAAGCCCCAGGGUGGUUUUAAUUUUUCCAAUAUUGAAUAUGUUUUGAAGUUUGUAACGCUUUCUGAAACAGUCUUUGAGUCUACUGUUGAAUGUGAUGCACUGAUCAAGUUCUGUUGCAGCAUUUCCAUACCCUCCUGAGUGACUGUCACUGCUUCCAUGGCAUUGUUUACAGUGAGACUGGGUUUAGUCCUCUUAAAUGCUGUAGCAAACUGUGGUUCGAGCAACCUGUGGGAGGGGCGGGGGCAGACUGAGACAGAUCCUAGACCAGUGUAAAGAAUGUGUAUGUGUAUAUAAAUAAUUUAUCAAAUAGUUUUCUCUUUGUGUCUAUAUGUAUUAGUGUUUUUAAAGCUGCUCAUUUCAUUUUGUCCAACCAAAAAGAAAAGGGAGAUAUUAAUGAGCUUCUAGUGAUGUUCAAUAUUACUGUUAAUAGGCACUCUAUCCUGCAAGUUCACUGCAUGUCCAGUGCUAGGUAAAAUUAGUAUUCCCUGUAAAAUACUGGCUACAGGUAUUAAAGCAAUCUAGUGGUAUACCCGCCCCUUGCCUUAGUAGGAGGAGCAGUGAAGAUGUAUAUAGUUGAUGUGCAGUAUUUCCAAGUACUACCGUUUUUAUAGUAAUUUCUUUGACCAUAAGUCACCCCACCCAAAAUGACCCUUAUUGUAUUUAAGGGUUUUAAUAUUAGAAUUGGCAUAUGUACUUUAUUUUUGAAAAGGGAAGAGAUGGGUGUGGGGUGGUAAUAGCAUUGUACCAUUUUGUCAUAGAAUGUAAAAAAAAACUGGUUAGCUGUACAAAUGUCUCUGCUAGUUUUGGCUAAUAAUGGGGGGAAAUUUAGGUAAUUUUUAAAUUCAAAGGUUAUUUAUAAAAUGCUAGGAUUUGUUUUAAUUUUGUAUUUCGAGUCACUUCACAUGAAGACUCAGUUGCAAUUUUUAUCAGAUACAUUUUUAUCAACAGUUAAAGACUACGGUGGUUCUGUUUGAAUAUGAAUGUUGUUACCAUGUUUUCUUUGUGGUACAAUAUUCUUUCCAUGUAGAAGAGAUGCUUCUCAGUAAAGCAGACAAACCCUGUAGAUGUGUAAUUACGUGGGAAAUAUUUACAAGGAGAUGCUUUUAGUACUAACCAUUUCGUGAUCUUCAUGACGUCUGCACAAGCAUUGUCAGAUGGUCUGGAGGCAUCCGUGCAUCUGCUCGUUCCUUACUGUGUGGCUUGUGUGCAACAGUUUAGCCCGCUCGCGCGCUCAGGCUGUGUGGACGUGGCCCUCCGGGGCAGCACUUACUGCUCUGCUGGGUUCUCAGCUCUGGACGUGAAUUCUUUGGAGUUUUUUCAUCCAUAUUUUUGUUGUUUGUAGUUUAUUUUAAACACUAGGCAUAAAAACGCAUCUUACUUAAGCUAUGAAUGUUUUUAUUUUAUAUUUUAUUUAUAACUGUGCCAAGUAUUAUUUUGCUACUUACUGUGUUACUCUGUGGAAAGAAAAACUUGUAAAGUGUUUAAUAAAUUAGUCCUCCUUACAUAAAUUAAACCUGUCAAAAUUUUGUAAAAUAUUAAUCAAAAUAAAUAUUGACUCUUAAAUGUGGUGUUUGAUCAAUUUACUUCGAAGAAAGCGAUGAAACUGAUAUGAAAAUAUUCUAUAUUUCUAUCAUGAUCAGAUUGGAGUCGAGUGCUGCAGGAUUUUGUGGUUAUUUACAUAAGUGAGUAAAACUGGUGGUAUUCUAAACUCCGUGUGUGUGUGUGUGUGUGUGUGUGUGUGUGUGUGUGUGUGUGUUCAUUUCUCAAAAGGAGACUUUUUUUCUUAGUAUAUUUUGGAUUCUGGAGUUAAUGAGGACCUUGGGAAAUGUAUGAAUCUGGAUUUUGAUUAUAAGUAUGUCUAAAGCCUUAAAAUAA